AUGCCCUCCGUAACAUUGUCCCUUGGGGAGAAAGCUGAGGAUAGCAUAGGUGAAACUCCACAUGUGUGUAACACUCGCAGAAGUGGACAAAGCGAGGUUGGCAUUUUAGGAAUGCGCGUCCUAUUUAAUUAGAUCCGUAAAGUAGGAGAGAUAAAACUGAGGCCCUCUCCUCGGGUUUCUCCGCAGUGCAUGGCUACAGGAGAAGGGCGAUUUCCUGAAUGAGGGACUUGUUUUUGUUGUUGUUGUUGUCUCUCAUCGCUUCAUCAUUUUGGACAUUAUUGCUCUUGGAAUUGUUUCUGCUCAAGCCCCUACCAUAAUCUGAGUUUUCUGUUUAACUUUAUUUGAGUGUGAUGACCAUGUCUCAGCUACUCCAUCAACAUUGAUAAUACAUAUGGUUUUAACCGUUGCUGAUACAGUAUGUACAGUAGAUAAGCAGCUUUCUUCUUUAAGGUUGUAGCCCCUAUCAUCGCAGAGCCAAUCUCUCACCUUUUUAACCUGUCUCUCAUCUCUGGGGAGGUUCCCAGUGCUUGGAAGGCAGCCAUGUUGCGUCCUUUAUUUAAAGGGGGAGAUCCUAACUGUUAUAGGCCAAUUUCUAUCUUGCCCUGUUGUCAUUGCUCCUCUGUAAUGAACUACAACCUCUUCAUCGUCUUUCACAGUAGCUAUUACAUCCCAGUCAAGGCAGAAGUGGCUCAUGCAAUAACUGCCUUUCAAUAACUUGUAUGUGAAAGUUAAAGCAAAGCUUUUAAAGUUACCUCUUAAAACGGGUGAAAUGCAUAGUCAUUCGCAUCGGGUUAGUCUCACGUUACCAUACUCCCAAGCCUGGAAUCGAGGCUAGCGUUGGGUCAACAUAUAGAUGCCACUUAAAAUUGUGAUGCCAGGUCUUAAACCAGUUCUUUUCUAUUAAAGAAUACAAAUUGUAAAUUCUCUCAGUAAAGAAAAACUGACCAAAUAUAGAAAAUACUGGUUUCCCAAGCGUCAAACACUGCAUGUGUCAGCGCCUUUAAAAGAGUAUGACAUAAAAUCACAUCAAGUUUUGCAGUCAGCGUAAAGUGGACUAAGAAAAUUCAGGCAAUACAAAUGUAAGACAGUCGUAACUUCGCAGGUAAAAGUCAAAGUCUCCUCUAUUCCUUUUGACAGGUUUGAAAAGUGCCUCUAGCUUUACUCUAGAGUUGAAACAUGGCAGAUCACUGUCAGAAGAGGCCCUCUCUUUGCCUUUGAACUUGACAGAGACUGACUGCUUUUACAGUCUUAACAGGGCUGAGUUAGUACCAUUCAUAUUGACUUGAACAGUGGUGGUCAUUAAAGCAGGGGAUAAGAUAUUAAAAUCAGGUGUACUGAAAGCAGGUGUACUGGUCUAACGAGCUGGGAAUGAUUGUGUAAAAUGUAAUCUGUGUAUAUGUAGCCCUAUACCUUUUUCAUUGUCUUGAUGCAAGGAUUUAGAACACACCAAAUGGCCUUUAUACUGCUAGAAGAGAAGUGUUUCCUGAAAAUGUUAUGGCCCGGUUACAGUAUGUGCUUCAGCUGUUUGCAAUGUCCGAUGCGAAGGUUUCUUGUCAACCCACACUGUCUGACAAAUGUGACAUUGUUUUACCAUCUAACUCAAACACAGUCAAUUGCAUGUUUGCACUGCCAACCCAUUUUUUUUAUAGAACAUCACAUGAGCAACAGCAUAAGAAACAGUGGCUACAACAACAACAGUCUAGACAACAACAAUCUAAAUGCCAGUCAUGUUUCUUAAAGGAACUCUAAAGUAGUCCCAGAGGCUUCCUACCUCUGUUUAUCCUCCAUCAGCCCUCUUGGUUUUCUCUGAUUGCUAUGCAACUUUUUCCCCUCGUACUUCCUUCCCCCUCCUCCGCUCCCAUAAAGGAGUGCUGUUUUCAGUAGUGUUGCUGCGUUGUAUGUUUAGGAGAGAGCUACAGUAAAAGGUACAGUAGUAGUCUGAAUGGAUGCACAGUCCUUUUUGAGGCCUGGUUUUACAUAAAAGGACUCUCUCUCUUCUCUGUGUGCUUCUAUGACAACCUCUAGGUAAGUGUUGUAUGGAAUGUCGUUUGGGUGUGAACUAGUGUGUUAGUGUUUAACGACCCUCAGGUGUGUAGUAGUGUGUACAAUAUGUAAUAAAUUACACAUGGGUGAGUUUCUCUUUCUGGUCUCCCUGUGACUCAAUUGGACUUGUCUUGUGACUUCUUUCUAUUAGGCUAUAUAAAAGUCUCUGGUUGUGGUUGCAUUCAUACCUUUACAUUUAACAUGGUUCAUGAUUAUCUCUCUUGCCCUUUUUUAGGAAGUUGCACAUUUUCACUAACACACUAACUAAACUAUGGCACGGAUGUAAAGAACAUUUUGCCCGAGUUUCAACUAAGCUGGGUCAGAGUGGUCGCUUAUCAAGUAUUGGACUCAACAUUAAACGAACAUGACGUUUGUGUUUAGAUUGAAUGUUCAGUAAUAACUUGCCAUACCUGAUAAUUUGCCACACUGGCAUAACAUGGAGUGUGUGGAUACCAAUUCAGAAUGCAGCAGAGAUGGCUAGUGGCCACUGAUGGUCUUGAGUGUGUACUAUAGGUAAUCUGCCUGUGCUGACCUUGAUGUGUAUACCUGUGUGUGUUUUCUCAGCCUCAGCGCAGGGCAGUAGGAGGAGCAGCGGCCAGGGAAAGUCAGGGAGAAGUCCACUCCAGAUGCUCUAUGACAGUGACCAGGUAAGUCCCGCCCACCAUCAGGUAGCGUUCACAUCAUUGGCUGAUGAAUAUAUAGCUACAUGAAUGUUGAUGACCACUGAACUUGUUUUGGUCAAGUCUACAAUCCCGCCAUAUUUCCCACCCCUACCAUUGACCUACUGUGUCACUGUGAAGGGUUGUAGACUUCGGCUACCGAACUUCGACUUACCUCAUGAUAAAUGGUUGUGCGCGGACAGAUGACAUUUUGCAUUAAUAUAUGCGUGAACUGUUCCAUGUUUCAUUCCGUCUCUGAUGUGAGCGGUUUGUCUGUAAAAUCAGAUUUAGAUGAAAUCAUAAUUAUUAAGCCCACAUUGCACUACAGAUGUACCUUAAGCUCCAAGGGUCGGGUGUCUUGCAAUCUGUACAUCUCAAGCCUUUGAAACUGUCUGCUGUAGUUACCGGUGACAGUCAGUGAUUGACACAGGUGCGACCCUUGACCAUUUUUUGUUUGUUUACUGUCUAGUACAGCUCUUUUGAAGUUAGUCAUCAGACAAAAGUUGAAACGUCUGCGUUUAAUUUCGCAGCAGACUUAAGUUUUUUGAAGAUGAUUCAUUCCCAGCCCUGACUUGGCGCUUCCAGACUGCAGUCAGACGUUGGUUAGCAAAAUAAAAUGAUUUUGGACGGACGCUUAGGAUGGAAAAAGAUUAGUUAUAAUGCAAAGGGCAUUCGCUCAUUUAUUUUUGCCUGCCUACUCGGGUGUUGGUGGGCAUAAAACCGUCUUGUUAAAAAGAAAAUAACUGACAUUGUAACUUUGCUAGCAUCUGUCUCUAUCUCCCCCCUCUUGCUCUCCCUCCCUCUUUUGGCUUGUCAUACCACUGUUGAAAAAAAGUCCAGACAGUGAUAGAGUGCAGUAUAAAGUUGCAGUAUAAGUAGUUAGGGAUUAACAUGGGUAACUGGCAUCCCGGGACUGUCCCAGGAACAAUCUUCACAUUUCCUGAAAAAAUUUAAUGGGAAGACCCGAGAAAUUACAAAAAAUGUCCCCAAUGUUGCACUAAUGCAAUUCCACAAUAUACACAACAUGCGCAACAGCAGUUUAGCAAAAAUAAAAUGGCACAUUAUCCAAACAGGUUGCCGCAUGGAAGCCUUAAGCCUAGUGUAUCUACUUCACACAAAUUCACCAUAAAUUGAAAGCACACGCAUAAUUGAUACUGCCGGACUGCACACGCGACCUGAAUGCAGUUGAUAAACCCUACAGGAAACCCCUUCAGUAUAGACUAUUAAAUAACGUGUGCCUCUUUGAGCUGUCAUUGUGACUCUUCAGACAGUCACAAUUCUGAUAUGCACAAUUCACUACAUAGGCAUCUCUGUCUGUUAACAAUUCAGAGGCAUGAGGGAAAAUUCUAACUUCUCUUGUCCUGCAGCCUAGGCUAUUUUCCUAUCCAGUCCAGGUCCCAAUGCCACUGAAACCCUGUCAGGCAUCAGUGUGUAGCGGUAGGACGGAGUCAGGCGCAGGACACAGAGCUAGUAGACAACGUACUUUACUCGUGAAAUUAAAUUAACAUAAUCUGCACGCAGGGAGGACAAAUCCCGCUCACCAGUCUAUGACACCAAACAUAGAACAAACACGCACACAACACAGUGGGAGCCAGAGGGUUAAAUAGGGAACAAAUCAGAACAUAAUGGGAACCAGGUGUGUACAAUAAAGACAAAACAAGUAGAACACAGAAACAUAGAUCGGUGGCAGCUAGUACUCCGGUGACGACGAACGCCGAAUCCUGCCCGUGCAAGGAUGAGGGGCAGCCUCGCCUGAAUUCGUGACAGUACCUUCCCACAUCCUGGUUUACUCUUUCCACCUGCCCAUUACUCUCGGGGUGAAACCCUGAGGUCAGGCUGACCGAGACCCCCAGACAUUCCAUGAACGCCCUCCAGACCCUUGAGGUGAACUGGGAACCUCGAUCAGACACUAUAUCCUCAGGUACCCCGUAGUGCCAGAAGACGUGUGUAAACAGGGCCUCCGCAGUCUGUAGGGCUGUAGGGAGACCGGGCAAAGGAAUGAGACGGCAGGACUUAGAAAACCGAUCCACAACGACCAGGAUCGUGGUGUUCCCUUGUGACGGGGGAAGGUCCGUAACGAAAUCCACCGAUAGGUGUGACCACGGCCGUUGUGGUACGGGUAGGGGUUGUAAUUUCCCUCUGGCAGGUGUCUAGGUGCCUUGCACUGGGCGCACACCGAGCAGGAGGAAACAUAAACCCUCACGUCCUUAGCUAAAGUGGGCCACCAGUACUUCCCACUAAGACAGUGCACUGUCCGACCGAUGCCAGGAUGACCAGAGGAGGGUGACAUGUGAGCCCAAUAGAUCAAUCGAUCGCAGACAUCUAACGGAACGUACAUACAACCCUCUGGACACUGGGGGGGACUGGGCUCCGUACGUAACGCCCGCUCGAUGUCCGCGUCAACCUCCCAUACCACCGGUGCCACCAAACAAGAAGACGUAAGUAUGGGAGUUGGGCUCCAUGGACCUCUCCUCUGUGUCAUACAGCCGGGACAGAGCGUCUGCCUUAACGUUCUGGGAACCUGGUCUGUAAGAAAGGGUGAACACAAAACGGGUGAAAAACAUGGCCCACCUUGCCUGGCGAGUGUUCAGUCUCCUCGCCGCCCGGAUGUACUCCAGAUUGCGGUGGUCAGUCAAAAUGAGGAAAGGGUGUUUAGCCCCCUCAAGCCAAUGCCGCCACGCUUUCAGAGCCUGGACAACAGCUAACAGCUCCCGGUCCCCCACCUCAUAGUUGCACUCCGCCGGGCUGAACUUCUUCGAAAAGAAAGCACAGGGGCGGAGCUUUGGUGGCGUACCUGAGCGCUGAGACAGUACAGCUCCUAUCCCAGCCUCAGACGCGUCCACCUCUACUGUGAAUGCCAAGGAGGGAUCUGGAUGAGCCAGCACAGGAGCCGAGGUAAACAGGGCCUUCAGGUGACCAACAGCCCUGUCCGCCUCAGCUGACCACCGCAGUCGCACCGGUCCCCCCUUCAGCAAGGAGGUAAUGGGAGCCGCUACCUGACCAAAGCCCCGGAUAAACCUCCGGUAGUAGUGGGCAAACCCUAAGAAUCGCUGCACCUCCUUAACCGUGCUUGGAGUCGGCCAAUUACGCACGGCCGAAAUGUGGUCAUUCUCCAUCUCCACCCCUGACGCGUACAGGCAGUACCCUAGGAAGGAGACGGACUGUUGAAAGAACAGACAUUUCUCCGCCUUGACGUACAGGUCAUGUUCCAACAGUCGACCAAGCACCUUGCGCACCAGGGACACAUGCUCGGCUCGUGUAGCGGAGUAUAUGAGAAUGUCAUCUAUAUACACCACUACACCCUGUCCGUGCAGGUCCCUGAAAAUCUCAUCGACAAAGGAUUGGAAGACUGAGGGAGCAUUCAUCAACCCGUACGGCAUGACGAGGUACUCAUAGUGCCCAGAGGUGGUACUAAAUGCCGCCUUCCACUCAUCCCCCUCCCGGGUACGCACCAGGUUGUUCGCGCUCCUGAGAUCCAAUUUGGUGAAGAAGCGCGCCCCGUGCAAUGACUCCGUCACACUAGCAAUGAGAGGUAGUGGAUAACUGUACUUAACAGUGAUCUGAUUGAGACUGUGGUAGUCAAUGCACGGGCGUAAACCUCCAUCCUUCUUCACAAAAAAUAAACUUGAGGAGGCAGGUGAAGUGGACGGCCGAAUGUAUCCCUGUCCCAGAGAUUCGGAGACAUAUGUUUCCAUAGCCGCCGUCUCCUCCUGUGACAGAGGAUACACGUGACUCCGGGGAAGUGCAGCGCCUACCUUAUCGCACAAUCCCCCUGUCGAUGGGGUGGUAAUUGAGUCACCUUCUUUUUUACAGAAGAUGAGAGCCAAAUCAGCAUAUUCGGGGGGAAUGUGCAUAGUGGAGACCUGGUUCGGACUUUCCACCGUAGUUGCACCUAUGGAAACACCUACACACCUCCCCGAGCACUGACUUGACCAUCCCUUGAGAGCCCUCUGUUGCCAUGAAAUAGUGGGGUCAUGAGAGGUUAACCAGGGAAGCCCCAACACCACUGGAAACGCAGGAGAAUCGAUCAGAAAGAGACUAAUUCUCUCCUCAUGACCCUCCUGCGUUUUCAUCCAAAGUGGAGCUGUGACCUCCCUAAUCAGGCCUGACCCUAAAGGGCGACUAUCUAAGGCAUGUACAGGAAAGGGCACAUCAACAGGAACAAUAGGAAUCCCUACUCUACGGGCAAAUAUACGAUCAAUAAAGUUCCCAGCUGCGCCUGAAUCUACGUGCGCCUUAUGCUGGGAAUGCGGGGAAAACUCAGGAAAUGUUAUGUCAAUACACAUGUGCGCAACAGGGAGCUCUGGAUGAGUCGGGUGCCUACUCACCUGGGAUGGUCCACCAGUGCUCUGCCUGCUGCCUCGACUCCCUGAGGAACCUCCCCAGCACCGACCAGCAGUGUGUCCUCUGCGGCCACAGUUGGUGCAGGAAACGGCCCCCCUUCCGGUCUCCCUUAGAGCAGCACCUCCGAGCUCCAUCGGUGUAGGGUCGGAGGUGCUGGGGGAUGGAAUGGACAGACCCCGAUCCGGACGUCCACGUGUGGCCAACAGGUUAUCCAGCCGUAUCAAUAAAUCCACCAGCUGGGCCAGGUUAAGGGUGGUGUCCCUGCAGGCCAGCUCCUGACGAACGUCCUCCCGUAGGCUGCAUCGGUAGUGGUCAAUCAGGGCCCUCUCAUUCCAUCCCGCGCUGGCUGCCAGGGUCCUGAAGUCCAGUGCGAAGACCUGAGCGCUCCUCUUCCCCUGUCUGAGGUGGAACAGACGUUCCCCCGCCGCUCUCCCCUCCGGUGGAUGAUCAAAUACCGCCCAGAAGCGGCGGGUGAAAUCUUCAUAGCGCACAGACGCCGCGUCUAUUCCUCCCCACUCGGCGUUGGCCCACUCGAGCGCUCUCCCCGACAGACAGGAGAUGAGGGUGGACACGCUCUCGUAUCCCGAGGGAGCCGGGUGGAUGGUCGCCAGGUAGAGAUCUACCUGGAGCAGAAACCCCUGGCACCCGGCAGCUGUACCAUCAUAUGCCCUCGGGAGCGAGAGCCGAAUCCCACUGGACCCAGGUGACGAAGGGGUGGACAGCGGUGUGGGUUGCAGUGUAGGUGUAGGAAAACCCCCUCUCUCCCAUCGCUCCAUAGUGUUCAACACACGAUCCAUGGCUGUGCCGAGAGUCUGUAUCAUGGUCGCUUGCUGCUGGACGCGUUCCUCCACUGAUCCUGAAGGAAAAAUGUACCUGCUGACUCCAUUUGAGGUGCGUGAUUCUGUCAGGCGUCAGUGUGUAGCGGUAGGACGGAGUCAGGCGCAGGACACAGAGCUAGUAGACAACGUACUUUACUCGUGAAAAUAAAUUAACGUAAUCUCUACGCAGGGAGGAGAUUGAACUCUGUGCUCUUGCUAUACUCUGAGGAAACGUUUUUGAAUUUAGGGAGGCAGCAAGCAAAACUUGCAGAAGAUUUGAACACAUUUUAUUCUGAUUUGUCUAACACUUUUGGAACACUAAAGGGUGUAAUGACUUUAUACAGGAAGUUUAACUUAAGCAAAGGUUGCAUGGAGGUUGCCUUUGCAUGCUUAAGUUACCCUUAUAUGCUGAAUACACUGGCCAUGCACGUACGUCCGCAUGCGUCAUCACAUGCAUUUUGUCCAUCCAUACCAGACGCGAUCAUGACGCGCAGGUUAAAAUAUCUAAACCAACUGUGAACCAACUAUAUUAAUUUGGGGUCAUGUCAAACACACAUGAAACAUUCAUGGACAUUUAUCUAGCUUGCUAUUGCUAACUUAUUUGUCCUGGGAGAUGAAUAUUGGGUUUUUAUUUUACCCAUGCUUUUUUUAACCCGAAGUCAUACACAAUCAUAUGUUUCUCUACUCCAACUAUUAAAACCCUCUAGAGUGUAAGCCCAGCCUAAGCCCUGUCUAAGCCCAAAUAUUGGAUUGAAUUUGGCUUUACUGCUAUUAGCCAAUAGAAAUGCAUUGAAUAACAGAUUCACUACAUGGAACAACAGAUAGUCCCCCCCAAAAUCUAAAGGAAGUUUGUUCUGAAGUGUUUGUCCUACAUCUGAGAGAUAUAAGAAAGAGCAGGAAACUAUUGUUUUAUAUAUUUUUUUACAUGUAUUUAUCCCCUUAUUUUAGACACUAGCCUAUCUCCAUAUAUACUUCCAUUCGUUUUUUAAACUGUUACUGGGACCUUCAGACAACUCUUGUGAGGCUUGUGGGCGUUAAUUAGAUGUAAUUAUUAUGUUAAUUAGAUUUCCGCGGUAGGCCAAGGGUUAACACUAGAAAAACUGAGCAUUUAGCAAUCCCGUUCUUAGACAAUGCAUUCUAACAGUCUAAUAAAUACAUUUUAUAUAUGCUAUUGCAAAAAAUUAUAAUUUGGUUGUGUUUAUUAAGGUUUUAGGGAGGCCUACCAUUAGAAUACGAACAUUUUAUUAUUUUAAUUAGUUUAUGUUACUGUAGGCUACAUGUAAAAAUGAAAAAUGACAUAACACCACAAUUCAAGUAUACACCAUCACAAAGAAAUGCAUAAUUAUUUCGUUAACGCAGGUAUUUAGAAUUUUUUUUAAAAAAAAGAUUGUCAUUCAAAAGAACAGAAUAUCAUAUUUAAAGUUGUAUUAUGUUACUAGUCUGUGUUUAGUACCCUAUGGCUAUGCUGCCGCAAGUGCUCACAUGUAGAACGCAUGGAAUAGCGGCUGUAUUAUUCUACAAAAAAGUGAUAUUUUGAAAUAGAGCCCAUGCCCUAAUUUUUAAGUUGUUUGGCAAAUGUAUGUGUUUUAGAAACCUUAGAACCUGCUCUUUCCUCUAGCUUAUGAAAUCAAUAUGUCUUACCUGCAUGAAAGAUUAUUUGAAAAAGUUGCUUUUUGGUAAACUCUGUUCCCUUCUUUGUCAAUUACCAACGCUGCACUGCAGUCUCUUCAUUCACAAGGCAAUUGAUAAUAUUGUCGCCCAUCAGACUAUUAUCGAUUGAAUCUUGUAUUUAGGCUUAAUCUAUUAUUAUAAGCCCAGAUUUGAAAUUUGUUUUGAUAUAGUUUAGGUGUAGUUUCGAUGGACCAUUGUCAGAUGGCAGCCAACUGGUGAAGGAAGGGCAGGGUGGGGGGGAAAUUACAUGUCCUCCUAAAACUGCUUAUAACACAAACUCUGUUUGUGAUAUCGAAAUUCUAACAAUGACAGUGUGUUAAAUAGACUUAUUUAGGAAAAUGACUUUGAAAAUGGCAAUUAAAAUGUUAAAUUCAAAGGACCACAAAAUGAGGCUCUCUGAAUUUUUAGUAAUAUAUCUAUGCUCCUGAAAAUCAAUGAGAAGAUGGGAGAGGCGGGACUUGUAGCGCGUCAUGUGUGUCAAAUAGAACCAAGUUGUAUUUUAGCGCUUGGCUAUGCAGACGCUUCUUCACGUGCGUGAGCAGUGUGGGUGAAAUUAUUGAAUAAUAUAUACAUGUAUGUGUAAAUGUAUUUUGCAAUGCUCGCACACGCAACGUGGCCGGUGUGGUUUGCGUGUUAGGUUUACGAGGAAGCCAUUGAAUCUACUUGAGGUCAAUCAUAGCCGACAGGGUAAGAGUAUGUACCAUAAAAAUACGUAUUACACCACAAAUUAAACUCAAGAUUAUCAUAUAAGAUAGUCUUUACACUGUCAUUGAUAAUGAAUGACAUUGAUAAGCAAUUACUUACCUGGUGUCUCACUGAUGACAAAGAUAAAGAAAUAGUUUUACUUGAUAACUUCUGCUUGACAAAAUUGUGUUUGAUAGAAAGAUAUAACUUCCCAGCUACACAAUGAGUGAAGGCUAAGAGUUGGCAUCGGUGUGGCCUGCUUGAGUGUGUCCUUGAUCUUCCAGUGUAAACAGUGUCUUCUCAAACCAGCUCAGAGGACCACACAUGCCACCAGACACCGAGGCAAACUGAGAGCCUCUGCAUUUGGCUGAGUAAAUGGAAGGAGUAAAUACAGGUUUUAUACAGGAAGGAAGCCAAGUUGAACUGGUUGACCUGUAGUGUUGGUAUUGGUGGUGUGUUGAUGGGAGAGGUUUAAAUAUGAUUAUGACAUCCAGCUACAGUGUGUGUGUACGUGGGAGAGAAAUGGGUCAUUAAAACUCAACUAUCAACUCUCAUAUUUAACGAACAAUAAGAUAAUUUAGAGAAGCUGUAAUUUAGAGUCAUUCAGCACGAACAUACUCUUGUCUCGGUUCCAGAUUCCCUAAUGCACACAUUUUCAUCUUAUUUUCUACCUCUCCACAUACUCUCAAUUUUCUGGAGAUUAACUCCAUUCUUGGACAGAUUAUGCUCAUUAUGGUUAAUCUCCCAGACAUUUAUACUAUUACAUAAGCACGUAGCUAACUCCUUUUCAGAAUGAAUUUUCUGUGGGGGCAAGGACAAGGUGUAGAAUGAAUUAUAUGAAGUGACGUUGGAAUGCGAGGAGCGUUUCUGCCCAUGCAAGUAACUUCCUAAUGUCAAUAGACUGAGGAGGUCCAAGCAUUACUUUUGAAAGGGUGUUUUUUUUUCUCAUAUUCGGGUUGAAAAAGGCCCCAUACAGAAACAACCCCUAGCCCCUACAAGGCACUUGUGUAUAUCUGAAAGGAUUUGAUGGGUAUAAGCAAUAUGUAAAAAAAAUCCAUCCAUCUAGCCUCUCUGAUUCAGAGGGGUUGGGUUAAAUGCAGAAUACACAUUUCAGUUGAAUGCAUUCAGUUGUGCAACUGACUAGGUAUCCCCUUUCCCCUUCAUUUUUACAUUUUACAUUUGAGUCAUUUAGCAUACGCUCUUAUCCAGAGUGACUUACAGUUAGUGCAUUCAUCUUAAGAUAUGUAGGUGAGACAACCACAUGUAGUAAGUACAUUUCUCCUCAAUAAACUAUCUGCCAAGCCAGUGCUACUAAGAAAAUACAAGUGCAAAUUGUUAGUUUGAGAAAGGCAAGGGUGUUAUAAUACUUUUUUGGAUUAAUCAAGAUAUGGGCAAGGUGGCGCUACAACAACAUUGCUUGUACCUAUCCAAUUAUUUUGGAUGUACUUGAAGUGUGUUUGGGCUAGAGGUUGUUUUGGAGCCAGUUUCUUGUCUCUCAUUCUGCAAUCUGAUGAGUGUUGAAACUUGUUCAUGUGUUACAUGUUGAAAUAUGCCAAUGUGUUCAGUAACAUGGAUAAAAAGUGUAUCCCCCAGCCAUAACCACUUGCUAUCUCACUUUCUACUCACCUCAAGGAAACAAACAAUGAUUAAACGACACAAGAUAUCUACCAUAACUUCAGACAAAUUCAAGCUGUUUUUUUAUGUCACUGUCUGGAAUACUCACUGAAUCCUCUCCUGUCUUCUCCUGUAGCUGGAGCAGUCGGCAGUGCAGGUGACCCACCAGGGUCGGCGGGAGCUGCUGGAAGAUGCCUGCCACUCGUACACGCUCAAGCGCCGCGUGCUCAUCCCUGAGGACCUCAAGCACGUCAUUGUGGAUGACCAGCAUGGCCUGCUCUACUGCUACGUGCCCAAGGUGGCCUGCACCAACUGGAAGCGAGUCCUCAUGGUCCUGACAGGCGCCGCUGGCCCCCACCGCGACCCCCUCGACAUUCCCGCCAACGAGGCCCACGUGCCGGGCAACCUACGCACCCUCUCUGAGUACUCCACCUCCCAGAUCAACCAGCGGCUGCGCUCCUACCUGAAGUUUGUGUUUGUGCGCGAGCCCUUUGAGCGGCUCGUCUCGGCCUACCGCAACAAGUUCACACGCAGCUACAACACGGCCUUCCACAAGCGCUACGGCACCAAGAUCAUCCGCCGGCACCGGCCUGAUCCGCAGGCCAAGGCGCUGGAGCGGGGCGAUGACGUCUCCUUCGAGGAAUUUGUGUACUACCUGGUGGACCCGGCCACGCAGCGUGAGGAGCCCUUCAACGAGCACUGGGAGCGGGUGCACUCACUCUGCCACCCCUGCCUCAUCCACUACGAUGUGGUGGGCAAGUACGAGACGCUGGAGCAGGACUCCCGCUACGUGCUGCAGCUGGCCGGGGUGAAGGGCCAGGUGACCUUCCCCACCUCAGCCAAGAACACCAGGACUACGGGAGACAUGGCCGCCCAGUUCUUCCACAACAUCAGCCCCUUCUACCAAAAGAAGCUGUACAACCUGUACCGCAUGGACUUCCUGCUGUUCAACUACUCCACGCCGGAGUACCUGAAGUUUCCAUGA
Coregonus sp. 'balchen' is the source of this 12818-nucleotide messenger RNA. Lineage: Eukaryota; Metazoa; Chordata; Actinopteri; Salmoniformes; Salmonidae. The record is from the annotation of a GenBank genome assembly.